ACUGUUAUGCAUGAAAUGCUCUGCUUAUAGGUACCCCGCAUGAUACAUCCUAUUCCAUCUCUUAUCCUUGUUCCCCUGCCGCGUAGACUGCAGCAGCUGGUGCUAUGUAACCUGUAGAGAAACGCUGCGCUGGAACGUGGGUUCGUGCAAUUGGAGAGCUCCCGCGCCUGUAUAUAUCGAGGUAUAUAAAGAUAUGCGACCGUCUUACCGCCUCCUCGCUCCUUUAACCCUGUUCUGAAUCUCUUCUCCUCUGCUUGCCUAGCAUACUUUUCACUUCAUAUCGAAACUCGUCCUCGCGCAAAAUGGUACAUCUUGCUAAGUUACCCGCCGACGGGGAAAAUUCCAACUUACCGGAGGCCGUCAAGAAGAUCAGCCUACAGCUAAGCAACGACGAUGAUAGCUAUACGACAAGCGUCUACGGCUCUAGGUUCGCCGCGGAAGACCUCCCCAAGCAUGAGAUGCCCGAGGGUGAGAUGCCUAAGGAGAUCGCCUACCGCAUGAUCAAAGACGAGCUGAGUUUGGACGGCAACCCGAUGCUGAAUCUCGCCUCAUUCGUUACCACUUACAUGGAGGAAGAGGCUGAAAAGCUCAUGGCCGAAAGCUUCUCCAAGAACUUCAUCGAUUACGAGGAGUAUCCGCAGUCGGCCGAUAUCCAAAACAGAUGCGUUUCCAUGAUCGGCCGGCUCUUCAAUGCGCCUACCGAGCACGAAGAGGGCGGUGGUGCUGUUGGUACCUCGUGCGUAGGUUCUUCGGAGGCUAUCAUGCUAGCCGUACUAGCCAUGAAGAAGCGUUGGAAGAACAAGCGCGUAGCCGAGGGCAAGCCUACCGACAAGCCCAACCUCGUCAUGUCUUCAGCCGUGCAAGUGUGCUGGGAGAAGGCGACGCGUUACUUCGAGGUCGAAGAAAAGCUGGUAUACUGUACGCCAGACCGUUACGUUAUCGACCCUAAGGAGACGGUCGACCUCGUCGACGAGAACACCAUCGGCAUCUGUACUAUCUUGGGUACCACCUAUACCGGCGAGUACGAGGACGUCAAGAGCGUCAACGACCUACUGGUAGAAAGGGACCUCGAUAUUCCGAUCCACGUCGAUGCCGCUAGUGGUGGGUUCGUUGCCCCUUUUGUAGUUCCGGAUCUAGAAUGGGAUUUUAGGCUCGAAAAGGUCGUCUCUAUAAACGUCUCGGGCCACAAGUACGGUUUAGUUUAUCCCGGCGUCGGCUGGGUCGUGUGGCGGGAUGCGAAAUACUUGCCCCAGGAACUCGUCUUCAACAUAAAUUACCUCGGCGCCGACCAAUCGUCCUUCACGCUGAACUUCUCCAAGGGUGCUAGCCAGGUCAUCGGGCAGUACUACCAGCUGAUCCGGCUAGGAAAGAAGGGAUACCGGGCCAUCAUGUCGAACCUAACGCGCACGGCCGAUUACCUAUCCGAAGCCCUCGCAGCGCUAGGCUUCGUAAUUAUGAGCAAGAAAUCAGGCGAAGGUCUGCCGUUAGUCGCCUUCCGGUUGCCGGACGCUAAAACGGAGCGCAACUACGACGAGUUCGCGCUGGCGCAUAAGUUACGUGCCAGGGGCUGGGUGGUGCCGGCGUACACCAUGGCGCCGCACACUAACGACCUUAAGAUGCUUCGCGUGGUCGUCCGCGAGGACUUCACCAAGAACCGAUGCGACUCCCUCAUCUCAGACAUUCGGUACUGCCAGCAGCUUCUGGAACAGCUAGACAAGGAGUCCAUCGCCAAGCAAGAAGAAUUUAUCCGCAAGCACACCAUGAACAGCGGGCAGGCCACGCACAACCACCCUCGAUUCCGCGUAAGCCUAUUUCUACCUUCCCCCCUUUUCAAUUGUUUCCUCGCGAUUCCAUACUAAUCCUCGAGGCGAUAGAAAGAAAAGCAUUCGAUCCAGGGCAAGCACGGAAAGACGCACUCGAUCUGCUAGAACUAGUCGGUGUAUGGGUGCCUUGCGGUUUUGGACUUGAUAGCGUUAUGUUAAAAGGGUGAUUGGCAUAAGGAAAACUGGAUGAUUCCUAUGAUGGUGAUGAAUACCUUUGAUGGUGAUGAAUACCUUUGACGGCGAUGAUGGUUAUCCUAGUACAUGUCUCCUAACAAAACCAUGAAAAUUAAACCCAAGUCCACAACAUAUACCUAAUCUAAAGGGUUUGUUACUAGACCUAUCUAGAAAAUAGCUUCGAAUUAAAGAUCCAAAAGGCGUAGCAGUUUGUGCCAAGUAUUUUGUCUAAGGGGUACC
Molecule: messenger RNA, 2237 nt
Organism: Daldinia vernicosa
Lineage: Eukaryota; Fungi; Ascomycota; Sordariomycetes; Xylariales; Hypoxylaceae
Product: glutamate decarboxylase
Exons: 4
Coding region: 303-1859 (518 amino acids)
Biological process (GO): L-glutamate catabolic process
Cellular component (GO): cytosol
Molecular function (GO): pyridoxal phosphate binding; glutamate decarboxylase activity
Source: RefSeq, a predicted model, not a curated record